AAAAAGCUUUGAGUUGGCUUGAGCCUUGAGAAAAGAACUUAAACUAGAACAAUGUCAGUGCUGGCCAAGACUGACUCUGAGGUGAGCAGCCUCAGCCAGUCCUCACCGGCGCGCUCGCCCCGCCGGGCGGCCUACUAUGUCCAGAGCCCAUCCCGCGACUCGCACGAUGGCGAAAAGACCACCAACUCCUUCAACUCCAGCCCAGUCCUCAGCCCUAUGGGCUCCCCUCCUCACUCUCACUCCAACUCUUCUCUUGGGCCUCACUCUCGCGAGUCCGCCUCCACCCGCUUCUCGGGAUCCCGCAGUAAGAACCACCACGGCGGUGGGUCCCACCGCAAGGGGUGGAGACCGUGGAAGGAUCAGUUUGGUUCCAUUGAAGAAGAAGGCCUUCUUGAUGAUGAUGGCACCAAGCAUGGUCUCACUCGCAGGUGUUACUUCGUUGCUUUUAUUGUGGGCUUCCUUGGGCUUUUCUCUCUGUUUUCUUUGAUUCUGUGGGGUGCUAGUAGGCCCCAAAAGCCCAUUGUCACUAUGAAGAGCAUUGCAUUUGAUCAAUUUGUGGUUCAAGCUGGAGAGGAUUUCUCAGGAGUGGCCACCAACAUGUUGUCCAUGAAUUCCACACUGAAGUUCACCUUUCGUAACACCGCCACAUUUUUCGGUGUCCAUGUGAAACCAACACCUCUAGAUCUCUCAUAUUCUCAGCUCACUGUAGCCACUGGAACUAUGAAGGGAUUUUAUCAAUCGAGAAAGAGCCAGAGAUCCAUUACAAUAACGUUGAUAGGAAACAGAAUUCCAGUCUAUGGUGGAGGAGCAAACUUGGGAAGCUCAAAUGGUGCACCCACUCAGGCAGUGCCAUUGACACUCAGGUUCCUGGUUAGGUCAAGAGCUUAUGUUUUGGGCCAGCUGGUCAAACCCAAGUUCCACAGAAGGGUGGAUUGCUCCGUGAUUAUGGAUCCUAAAAAGAUGAAUGUGGCCAUUGCUUUGAAGAGCAAAUGCAAUUACCAGUGAAUUGAAUUGAUUUAUUUAUUAAUUGCCUUUUUCUUGAUCAUAAAUAUGAAGUUGUACACUGUCUUUUCUUAAUUAAUUAAAUUUUGUUUUGGUGUU
Molecule: messenger RNA, 1101 nt
Organism: Prunus persica (peach)
Lineage: Eukaryota; Viridiplantae; Streptophyta; Magnoliopsida; Rosales; Rosaceae
Exons: 3
Coding region: 52-1005 (317 amino acids)
Source: RefSeq, a predicted model, not a curated record